This is a messenger RNA of Dreissena polymorpha, 2836 nucleotides long. RefSeq names its product E3 ubiquitin-protein ligase TRIM33-like. The record is from RefSeq and is a predicted model, not a curated record. Bases 151 to 1284 code for a protein of 377 amino acids. Gene Ontology annotation, molecular function: zinc ion binding. Lineage: Eukaryota; Metazoa; Mollusca; Bivalvia; Myida; Dreissenidae. The transcript has 2 exons.
ACGAACUUGAAUGUAUUGCGAAAUUUGCAAUUUAUCGAUUCAUCAAAAGGAAAUCUGUCACUAUAUAAACAUUGAUGCGUAUGAUUACAAGUUUACUCUGUUUGAACCAUCAACGGAUCUACACAACCUAGCAUUAAAACAUAAACAAUAAUGGCUACUAACAAAGAAUCGAUAGCUGAAAAUGAUUCAAAAUGUUCAAUAUGUAAAUUUAUCUUUUGGUAUCCAAGAAUAUUGCCAUGUAAGCACUCGUUUUGCCACGUUUGUUUGUGUGGGGUCAUUAAACGAAACGAGGGAUCGUCGGCGUUCCUUUGUCCUCUCUGCCAGGCUUCUACCAAUACUGACGCACCUAUAAGUACUGAAAGUACAGAAAUACUGGUAACUAAAUUCCGUGUGAAUGUUGCGCUGCAAUCCCCUUUGGAAAGAAGGUGUGUAUGUCGCGUGUGCAAAACUGAUAUCAAAGAUGUGAUUGCGACGCUAUACUGUAUGAACUGUUGCGAACACAUGUGUUCAGUUUGUGGAGAAAUUCACACAAAGUACAAACAGAUGGCAAAUCAUCUGUUAUGCCGAUCAAAAGAUGCACCUCCACCCAAUGUAAGGAAUUUGUUACAAGAACUGCGUUUCUGCCCAAGUCAUGGAACGGAAAAUUUAGAAUAUAUUUGCUACGACCAUGACCAACCAUGUUGUAAUAAAUGCGCUAUAACAUCACAUCGAAAAUGUGAGAAAGUAAUGCUUAUAAGUGACGUCAUAAAAUCAGAUAAAUCCUAUGAAGCGAGUGUUAAAGAAUGGAAAGAAAUGAUAGACAACGCUUUAAAACGUGUUUCCGCUCUAUGUAGCCACCUAAAAAAAGAGCCGUCACGUAUUUCCAAUAGGCAUGAAAAUAUUAAAACACAGCUAAACGAAAUAAAAUCAGCAGUAAACCAAGAACUAGAAAGUCUAAGAAAGACAGUAGAGAGGGCGUUUACGGAGGAAAAAUCUAAAAUUCUAACGUCGACAGACGAAUCACUUAGAGAUGCAACUGCAAAAAUGACCGAUAUCCAGCACAAGAAGGAAGAGCUUGAGUGUGUUCUUUCUAAUGGUGACGACGUGCAAAAAUACUUGUAUAUGCGUAAUCAGCCAAAAUGUGUUGAUGCUGACGCGGCUUGGCAAACUGUAUUUACGCAAAAACGCAUAAUUCUUCACAAUCGCUCAUGCUUAUCAAGAUGUAAAGACAAACAAACUCUUUUAGAUUGUGUACUUGCUGAUAUAAAAAGCCUUGUCGAAGUCAAACAAGAGAUAUGCAAAUAACUCCGUAGAUUUAUGUAUUGAAACUGUUUGGUUCAAAGUCGUAACACAGAUAAUUCUAACAAUAUUGUAACAUCAGAAUAAUGUUUGACAAGCAAUUUUUUUAAUGUUAAGUUGGUGUAGUUUUUUGUUUAUUUAAAAUAGACUAAACGUUUAAAAUCACAAAGAUUCUUUUGUUUCGAAUCAUACGUCAUACAUCACGUGUAGGCCUUCACGUUUUCCCUUUCCUUUUAAAUAAUGAUUUUUUUAUCAUACGACGAUGAUUUAAUGAUCGCUUUUAGGAUAUCUAUGAAUGGCGUAAUUGUUUACGUGUUAUGCGUAAACUAUGUUAAGAAUUUUUUUACUAUGGGUUGAGAAAUUAUUAAUGAUAAAGGCUUUACACACACUAGUUAACUUUUGGUGCAAAACGAUAAAUUGUGACACAUAUAUAAUGUUUUCUAUACAUGACUUGAUUUGUAAAUUUGAAAGUGAGGGUUUGAGGUCAUGCAUUUCGCGGUUAAAUUUCCCGGAAUUCUUCCGAUUUAUUUUUAUUUAUUACAAUACGCUCCGACAAUAAUUAUUCCAGGGAAGCAACAUGUAAUUGUCUGGUUUGUCUUUAGAAAAAAGCGACAUGUAAUGUUGUAAUGCAUGCUUUAUUGAAUUUUAUUUUAUUUGUGGUAUUUCAGAGCGGAAUUCAACAUAGCUUCUAACAGUCAUCACUAUUGUUCGAAAAUAAUAUAAUAUAAUAAUUGUGCAGUACAUUUUUGUAGUCUCAAAAAUACAGAAAGGCUUGCCAUUAAACUGCGUUCUAUAACUUAAACGAAUAUAUCAGGAGAAUGAUGAGAACUUUAGUAUUCCAAGGUCGAUUCAUUUUUUAUAUUUGUUUUUAGUUUAGAUGCAAAGUUUUUAGAUUGGGAUUUAAAUUGUAUAAAUGUUUUACAUUGUGAAUUAAUCAAUUUUAUGAACGAAAGUUGUGAAUUUUGUUAAUUUAAUUUACAUCUACUAAAAUUUGUUUACAUGUUUUUUCCUCUUUUUCACGUACAUGAGUAACUGAAUUGCAUCAAUAAAACAGUUCUGUAGUAGCUGCACAGUUGGUUUUGUAGUAUCAUGAUUGGAGAUAUAUGCUUCGCUUCUUGAUCGCAUCUGUCGUAGAGAGUAUGUAUUGUUCGAUAAAUAUGUUCAUGUAUGUAAUUAAAUUUUCUACUUUGUGUACACUAUGUGUGUUGAAAUGUUACAGUGAUUAAAUUUACUUUUAUAUAUAGACCUAAUAUUGUCGCAAAUUAUAGACGUGCUCUGUGUGUUGAGUAAUAAUUCGAAAUACACCUCCCAUCGCUGACAACAAAUACUAUAUGGGAUCAAUUGAACUGUAUUUUAAAAUAUUAAAAUAGUGUACGAAUUUAAAUGCAAAUAAUUGUGAAUGUAUAAAAUGUACUUUUCCCAUCCGAUUCAACGUUUUAUUUUUUCUUAAUUAUGUUAUAUAUGUGUUUUCAUGUUCACAAUGUAUCUUAAAUAUGUGCACGGAAUUUGUAUAUUUAGAUCAUGUAUUCAGUACAGAAUAAAUAAUAUCACCUUCUCA